Messenger RNA from Cantharellus anzutake, 860 nucleotides. RefSeq lists its product as uncharacterized. The record is from RefSeq and is a predicted model, not a curated record. The transcript is spliced from 2 exons. Bases 290 to 754 code for a protein of 154 amino acids. NCBI's taxonomy places the organism in Eukaryota, Fungi, Basidiomycota, Agaricomycetes, Cantharellales, Hydnaceae.
AAAAAAUAAACACCCAUAUCUCUGAUAUGCUUGGUCAUCGGUAUCCGCAACUGACCUGAUCUGGGCUAUAAGAGUAACACUUUAGGCCCACGAUUUACUGGCUCACUCUUCAUUGGCACGCCGCACGCACAGCACGCACACACAAACACAAAACGCUGCUUCUACUCGCUUGACAUGGACUCGGAUAAGCUCGUCGAAUGCGAGAUACACCUUGGUCCCAAUCCCCUGAAACCUGUGAACGUAUCGUAAGCUCAACAGUCUUCAGGAUGUUAUCCCUAGGCCUAAUCGCAUGAUUUGCAAUCCCAGGAUCACACCCCAAAACGCCCGGGAGCACUGCAAUGAAGUGCGGGUAUACACACCGAUGCUCCCGGUCAACGCGCCAGCUUCCCAGGCGUUAUCAGUUGUCCACAGUAAGCCUGUGGACAGGCUGGUGAUAGCUGAGGUGAUCGUAACUACGGAAUACCACGAUUUUGACGGAAGCAGCUAUCCACGAAUAGCCACGAGGCUGGAUCCGAAUCACUGCGUCUGGCGAUCGGGGGUGACGGAACGUUUUGGGAUACCUUUCUACCCCGGAUACCUGGUCUAUAGAUUUGGCAUUGAGAUUCCGGUUGGAAUCCCUGUUGGUGGAUGCAGUGUCAGCGCCAGAGUCAGGGUUGUGACGGAGAGAUGGGAUUCAACGACUGAAACAUGCCAAGAACAUAGUGCAACGUGGUAUGAUGCAGUUGAGCACGCAUCCAACCGCCAACCCUCAUAGCCGUUCUCUGGUCCUUUAGCCCUUCGACCCCAAUUAGCAACUUCGCCGUUGUGCAUGCCCGUGGACAUGCUCGAGUGAAAUGAUCGGCCGGUAAGUUAAACGAUAA